AUGGCGGGCAAGGCAGGGGAGCCUCGGAUCCCGCUGUCACUGCAGUGCUCCCGGCUGAAGGCUGAGGAGAAGACCCUGGAUUUUGAGUUUGAGGUGGUCAGUGCCCAGUUUAACCAGCGGGGCCACUAUGCUCUGCGGCUCACCGUGGAGAAUCCGCUGCUGCAGGGCUCUGGCACUGGCGUCCAGCUCAGCAUCAACAGCGGGAAGGUCAUCCGGAGCAGCACUGGCACCACUGACACCAUCGAGCAGGCCAACCUCAACCAGAUCUACUCCUUCCAGAGGAGGAAAUUCACCUUCACCCUGCCCAGAGGUUUCUGCAAGAACGACAAGAACCACGACGUGCGGCUGCGCAUCGAGGCCCUGCACUUCCCCAGGAGGGCAGAGAGGAUGAGGAGCAGCCAACAGGUGGGCGAAGCCUUCUUCGCCAUCUACCCCCGCACCAACCAGCCCCGGAUGAAGCUCUCGGCCAGGAGGGAUGAGGACUGGUACCGCUACAGCGCCGUGAUGACUUUGCUGCGGGUGGGCAGCGAGCAGCCGGCGAUGCACUGCGGCCGGCUGGCCUUCACCGCAUCCCUGCACGAGCACCGGCCACCCACCACACUGGCUUCACCCUCACCACUGUCCACUGGUACCCAGGAGAUAGAGGACCAGCAAGCAGCAUCCCCAGCCCUGGACAUCCCUGUUCCCAGUCGGUCACUCCGUACGCCCGAGUCUGCUUACCGCUCGCUGCCGACCGAGGGCCAUGCCCGCUCACCUGAGAGGCUGCCGGCUGACCCUGCACUCAGCUCCUCCCCGGAGCUCCCAGGUGACUCAGCAGAUGAGCAUCCUUCCUCCUCCUCCUCCUCUUCCUCCGUGCCUGCCCCUGCUGUGUCCAGCCUCAGCAGCUUCCACCUCUCCUCACCAGGCUACAGCCCGGAUCUGGCCUCCUCGCCAGCGCAGGUAUCCGAGUCUCCUGCCAAGACGGACGAGCCUGGGCAUGCAGCGGGGGCUGGGGGGGGGCACGUGGCCCGCAUGGGGAAGGAAGCCAUCAUCGUCACCCUCCAUGGUGCCAGCAACCUGCCAGCCACGCGGGAGGGCCAAGUGCCAUGGCCGUACGUUGUCGUUAAGACCAGCAGAGGGGAUGAGCAGAAGCCAGAGGCGCAGGCCACCCAUGCAUCGUCAGUGCCCACCCACGCACCCACCUGGGAGGAGGAGGUGACAGUGCAAAUGGAUGCUGAAGAUGCUGGCUGGGCAGCCCUGACUCUCACCGUGGCAGACAAAGCCACCAAGGAGGCAUUGGGGACCUUCCAGCUGCCGCCGUGGACACGGGACCCUGUGGGGAUGGUCCUACAUGUCACCAUCAUCCGCAAAGGGAGCUUCAUCCCUCGCUGCAACGGGUUGAGCUACGUGGCCUUGGAGGUGCUGCUGCGGGGGCUGUCGGCUCCCCUGGCCACCCCCUCUGGGCCCCUCGUUGCCGUGGCCAGAGUUGUGACCAACAUUCGGGAGUAUGAGCACCGCAUGGAGAAGCAUCCCAUCGCUUGUCCCGGCGUCAGCCCCACCACCGUCACAUUCCCGGACCCUCCGGCAGCAGCCUUCAGCCUCACCCGAGCUGCCAACCGCGGUUGCCCCCAGAUGUCCCGACCAGCUGGACCCCCAGAGCAGCCAAUGUGGGACACCUCCUUCCUCUUCCAAGGCCGAGACGUGGCCACCAUCUUCUCUGAAGACACCGCCUUGGCGAUCGAAUAUUAUCCGUACAAAGCUGUCUGGGAUGCUCCGGGCACCCUCCUUCCCUUGGGAUACUCGGUGCUGCCCCUCACCAGCCGUGUUUUCCGGGAGCUGGCAGCGCGGAGCGGCGGGAUGCGCGUGGAUGGCCUUGCCGUGCAGGAGGUGGGCAGCUACCGCCUGGCCCUGAAGCGGAUGGCAGGGGACCUCCUGUCCCUGCGCCAGAAAGUCACCAGCCUGGAGAUGGAGAACGGGCUCCUGCGGCGCAGCCUGGCCUCGCAGGAAGAGCUGGGCCACGGUCUGCUUGCCGAUGUGGACCUGGACGUCAUGACCCGGGAGGAGCUGCUGGACAGGCUGGCCACUCUCAAGCGCAAACUGGUGGCCAGCACAGCGGAGAUGAGGAGGCUGAAGGACCGUGUCCAGCAGCUACAGAAUGAGCUGAUCCGGAAAAAUGACCGCGAGAAGAACCUGGUGUUGCUCCAGCGAGCCCACUGGCAGCAGCAAGCUAUGCUGAGGAGGUGCCAGGAGAAGGUGGGCAAGACAAAGGGCUUGGAGGAGACGGUACGGCAACAGGAGAAGGUGAUCGAGGCAAUGGAGCGAGUGCUGCAGGAGAAGCUCUCUGGGGCAGGCGGGACCACUGAGAAGCCGGCGGGCGAAGCCCUCUCCGGGGAGGUGUACGCCGCGCUGCUGGCCGAGAACCGCAGGCUGCGGGAGGAGCUGGCGAACACCCCCAAACCUUCACUCCCCGUCGCCCCACGGCCCCCAGUCUUGCCGGUGAGACCGGGGAGCGGGUACAGGGCUGGGGUGGGGGUCAGAGCCGUGGCACCCCGGAAAGCAGUGCCGGGGGGUAACUGGGCAUGCCGGGGGCAUCACUCACACAACAUCUCCGGCUCCGUGGGGCGAUAG
Molecule: messenger RNA, 2607 nt
Organism: Opisthocomus hoazin
Lineage: Eukaryota; Metazoa; Chordata; Aves; Opisthocomiformes; Opisthocomidae
Source: RefSeq, a predicted model, not a curated record